Suricata suricatta (meerkat) is the source of this 419-nucleotide messenger RNA. RefSeq names its product FLYWCH family member 2-like. The record is from RefSeq and is a predicted model, not a curated record. The transcript has a single exon. Bases 45 to 404 code for a protein of 119 amino acids. Lineage: Eukaryota; Metazoa; Chordata; Mammalia; Carnivora; Herpestidae.
CCUGGGGCCUGAGCGUGGCCCGGGGGACCGGCCAUCGUCCCAGGAUGCCGCUGCCCGAGCCCAGCGAGCAGGAGGGCGAGAGUGUGAAGGCUGGCCAGGAGCCGUCCCCAGAGUCCCCUGAGCCAGGGACAGAUGUCGUCCCUGCAGCCCCCAAGAAGCCCAGGAAAUUCUCCAAACUGGUCCUGCUGACAGCCUCUAAGGACAGUGCCAAGGUGGCGGGGGCCAAGCGCAAAGGAGUGCACUGCAUCAUGUCCCUGGGGGUGCCGGGCCCCGCCACCCUGGCCAAGGCCCUCCUCAAGACCCAUCCUGAGGCUUCGAGGGCCAUUGAGGCACCCCCCCAGGAGCCCGAGCAGAAGCGCAGCAAGUGGGACACAGGUGAGGCCCUGGCCCGGAGCACGGUGUGAGCAAGACCUGUGGGC